Bipolaris zeicola 26-R-13 is the source of this 3645-nucleotide messenger RNA. RefSeq names its product glycosyltransferase family 2 protein. The transcript has 4 exons. Gene Ontology annotation, cellular component: cell periphery; cell septum. The record is from RefSeq and is a predicted model, not a curated record. Lineage: Eukaryota; Fungi; Ascomycota; Dothideomycetes; Pleosporales; Pleosporaceae. Bases 1 to 3645 code for a protein of 1214 amino acids. Gene Ontology annotation, molecular function: chitin synthase activity.
AUGUCGUCCAUGCCCCAGCGCCCAGAGCCCUCGUCUCCCCGGCGGGAGCGACGGCACUCACAUCGAAGCUCACAAUCCCGCCGCCGGAGGACGUCGGACGUCGAGAGCUCCCGCUCCCACGACCGCACACACAGCAAAAGCCAUGCCACUGCCCACUCACGCCCGAUGCCAACCCCAGACGCUCCUGUUCCCAUGGAGCGUGACCCCAUCAUGCGGGGCCAGCAACACGCUCCAGGCCCAGCAUUGGGCAGGAAGCGCAGCCUGAUCAGACCCGAGCGCCAGCGAAUGGAUCCGAGUCACCCCAACUACCACUAUCGCAAGCAUGCCCAGCGCAUGGACGUCCAACCCUCGACAACCGGCAAUGAUCCCAUCAUGGAGGACAGUCUCGAGGCCGAAACCGUAAGCUCAGACAGCACCGACCUGAAGCCACCCCAUAUGCGAAACGCCUCUGGCGGCGGCUACAACGACAAAGACGCUCCGCUCGACGACAAUGCCGAGCCACAGGUACAGCGAAAGCUGGCGCGAAGCAAGACCAUGGAGGCUCGCCAGAAACAGCGCCAGAAAGAGCAGGAUAAGCUGCGGCCACCUAGUCUGUGGAAUGUCUACUGCGCAAUCAUCACCUUUUGGUGCCCCAAUGCUGUUCUCAAGUGUUUUGGAAAGCCACAAAGAGCACAGCAGCGUGCUUGGCGAGAAAAGGUUGGUUUGGUCAGCAUCAUUUUGGUCAUCUGCACAUUCGUCGGAUACUUGACUUUUGGUUUUACCGAGACCGUUUGCCCCGCCGGAGGUAGCGCCCGCCUCAGGACCAACGAAGUUGGUAAUGGAUACCUCAUCAUCCAUGGUGAAGCCUAUGAUCUUGCUCAGUCCAAACAUCCCCGCGCUCGUGGUAUCCCGGAAAACGCAAACGUUCUCUUCGACCUUCCCGAGAAGCACGGUGGUCAAGAUGCCAGCUUCCUGUUCCAAAACGUCAACGGCGCCUGCAAGGGCCUCAUCAAGGAAAAGCCCAACUCUGGUAUCCCUACAGACGACAAUGGAGACCUGGCCUGGUACUUCCCCUGCCGGCUGUUCAACCAGGACGGCUCCUCCAAGCCCAACACGACAUUUCUGGAGUACAAUGGCUACAUGUGUCAUACUUCGGACUCGGCUCGUAGGGCUUUCUACAGUCUGCGUGAUGCUGGAGAUGUCUUUUUUACCUGGGACGACAUUCGCAACUCCUCGAGGAACCUCAUGGUAUGGGGUGGUGAUGUGCUGGAUCUGAAUCUGCUCGAUUUCUUCAACCGAACCGCAGUUGAGAUUCCACCCAUUUUCGAUGAAAUCCGCCAAAACCCAGCCGUUCGUGGUGCAGACGUCACGCGUGCUUUCUCGUCCAGCUACGAGAAGCAGGUUGCGCGAUGCUUUACUGAAAUCAUCAAGGUCGGCUCCAUUGACACGGAGAGUAUUGGUUGCAUCGCCUCCAAGGUUGUUCUCUACGUUUCGCUCGUUUUUAUCUUGGCUGUUGUCUUAGCCAAGUUCGUCCUCGCUUUGAUAUUCCAAUGGUUCAUCAGUAAGAAGUUUGGUGCCACCAAAACAUCUCUGGGCCCGGUCGACUCCAAGAAGCGAAAGCAGCAGAUUGAAGAAUGGAGUGAUGACAUUUAUCGCCCCCCGCCAAAACUCCUCGAAUCAGUUUCUGGCUCCGACCGUACGGCCAAACGAGGUAGUUUCUUGCCGGCCACAUCAAGGUUCACUAGCCCAUACUCUGUUGACAAGAACACCAAGACCCGCGCCCCACCAACAACAAUGACAAGUCAAAGUGCUGCAUCUCGUCUGCUUGGAUCCAGCGGUCCCAUGUACAAACAACUAAAUGCCAGCCACGGCACACUAGGCGUCGACGGUAGACACAGCACGCAAGCAUCGCAGGAGCCUGGGUCUGAUAUGUAUUUCUCUAACAGCACCGAAACGAACCAGUUUUCCAGCACUGAAGGCUCAGGACCCUCAGGAUUCACUCAUGAAGCUGUUGUACCCCAACCUCCUCCCGAGUGGCAGCCUUUUGGAUACCCCCUAGCUCACACAAUCUGCUUGGUUACUGCAUACUCUGAGGGCCCUGAAGGUCUGCGAACUACACUCGACUCUAUUGCCACGACCGACUAUCCCAACAGCCACAAGUUGAUUCUCGUUAUUUGCGAUGGUAUGAUCAAGGGACACGGAGAAGACAUGACGACACCCGAAGUCUGCCUUGGCAUGAUGAAGGAUCACGCAGUCUUGCCGCAUGAAGUCCAGGCCUACUCCUAUGUCGCGGUUGCCAGUGGUUCCAAGCGACACAACAUGGCUAAGAUCUACUCUGGUUUCUACGACUAUGGCGAGACGACGCGCAUCCCUGUUGGAAAGCAACAGCGUGUUCCGAUGAUGCUGGUUGUCAAGUGUGGCACUCCCGACGAGGCUAAGAACUCCAAACCUGGUAACCGUGGCAAGCGCGACAGUCAAAUUAUUCUCAUGUCAUUCCUGCAAAAGGUCAUGUUUGACGAGCGUAUGACGGAGCUCGAGUUUGAAAUGUUCAACGGUAUCUGGAAAAUCACUGGCAUUUCUCCCGAUUUCUACGAGAUAGUACUCAUGGUAGACGCCGAUACCAAGGUAUUCCCUGACAGUUUGACGCACAUGAUUUCGGCCAUGGUAAAGGACCCAGAUAUCAUGGGACUCUGCGGUGAGACCAAGAUUGCCAACAAGCGGGACUCGUGGGUUUCUAUGAUUCAGGUCUUUGAGUAUUUCAUCUCUCACCAUCUGGCCAAGUCGUUUGAGUCGGUCUUUGGUGGUGUCACUUGUCUUCCCGGAUGUUUCUGCAUGUACCGCAUCAAGGCUCCCAAGGGCGGUCAAAACUACUGGGUCCCCAUUCUGGCCAAUCCUGAUGUUGUCGAACACUACUCUGAGAACGUGGUGGAUACGCUGCACAAGAAGAAUUUGCUGCUAUUGGGUGAGGACCGUUAUCUGUCGACGCUGAUGCUCAAGACGUUCCCCAAGCGAAAGCAGGUGUUUGUGCCUCAAGCUGUGUGCAAGACCACGGUUCCGGACGAGUUCAAAGUCUUACUGUCGCAACGUAGACGAUGGAUCAAUAGUACUGUCCACAACCUGAUGGAGUUGGUACUGGUACGAGAUUUGUGCGGUACCUUCUGCUUCAGCAUGCAGUUUGUCGUCUUCAUCGAGCUGAUGGGAACCCUGGUCCUACCCGCCGCCAUUGCCUUUACAUUCUACCUCAUUGCCAUUUCUAUCAAAGCCGCUAUACAGCACACAGAAGCGCCUGUGAUUCCUCUGGUUCUUCUUGCGCUUAUUCUCGGUCUACCUGCGGUUCUCAUUAUUAUCACAGCACAUCGUUGGUCGUAUGUUGCCUGGAUGUUUGUCUACCUGCUGUCGCUGCCCGUUUGGAACUUUGUCCUGCCGACGUACGCCUUCUGGAAGUUUGACGACUUCAGUUGGGGCGAUACUCGAAAGACGGCUGGGGAAACGACGAAGAAGGCAGGAUUGGAGUACGAGGGUGAAUUUGACAGUAGCAAGAUCACAAUGCGCAGGUGGCGAGACUUUGAAGCAGAGCGGAGACUGAAGACACCAGCGGCGACAUCGGCUGGCGGAUGGCCACAGCACCAACAGCGACAGGGAUAUGACCAGUAUUAUGAUAAUUGA